UCAUGUCGUUUUCUUUGGUGUUGGAGCCGGCGGCGGGAGGCUGGAUUUUCCGUCGGGUACGGACCGGGCAUCGAACCCUCAGCGUCGGCUCAGUGAGGAGCACCUACCCCCUUGAGCCAGAAGGUCCAGCAUUACCCGUGGGGAAGGUUUUGCCAUGGAUAUCGUCCUACAUUAUGCAGACUACUAUGUUUUCACACCACAUGUGUACCCCACCUCCUGGCCAGAGAACGGCACUUUACGCCAGCUAAUUAGCCUCCUAGUUGUAACCAAUCUGGGAGCCGCAGCUAUAUAUUUCUGCUUUGGAACAUUGAGCUAUUAUCUUAUUUUUGAUCAUGCAUUGAAGAAACACCCACAAUAUUUGCCGAAUCAAGUGCAACGGGAAAUAAAGUAUGCCAUGCAGUCACUUCCAUGGAUAAGUAUUCCAACGGUUGGACUGUUCUUUGCAGAAAUUCGCGGCUACAGCAAAUUGUAUGAUAACAUCGAGGAUUCUCCUUAUGGUUGGUUUGGAGUGCUGCUCAGCAUGAUCUCCUUCCUCUUCUUCACAGACAUGUGUAUCUACUGGAUCCAUCGGAUUCUUCAUCACCGGCUCCUCUAUAAACACUUACACAAGCCUCACCAUACUUGGAAGGUUCCAACCCCAUUUGCAAGUCAUGCUUUUCACCCAGUGGACGGCUUCCUACAGAGCAUCCCAUAUCACAUCUAUCCAUUCCUCUUCCCACUGCACAAGGUGGUCUACUUGGGUCUCUACAUCUUUGUCAACAUUUGGACAGUGUCCAUUCACGACGGGGACUACAGAGUGCCCAGAGUUCUUGAGGGUGUCAUUAAUGGCUCAGCUCAUCACACGGAUCACCAUCUGUACUUUGACUAUAACUAUGGGCAGUACUUCACAUUGUGGGACCGAAUUGGAGGUUCCUACAAGUACCCCUCAGCCUUGGAAGGCAAAGGACCACAGGACUACCUGAGGAACCUGAAGGCCAAGGGAAAGCUUCUUGAUGGGACCUCCACCAAUGGUCACUCGUCCGAAAAGAAAAUCCAGAAAGAAGAAUGAGCAGCUUUCUUUCCCCACUGUUGCCCAUGCUUAUUUUUGCCCAGAGCAAUUCUGACACGAAAUAUACCUAAUGAUCUGCUAUUUUCUGCAUUAUUGCAAGUGAGAUCAAUUUGAAACAAGCAGAAUAAACUUGUAGCUUUGUGUUAGAUGUGGUGUGAAACUCACUUCCGUAUCUCUUUGCAGAUUGGAUGUAGUUUUCUGGAAAACCUGCAGCUGGCUACAUAUUAAAUGUAGGACAGAAUAUCUGGAAGUCUUGUGUAUCACGGCCUCAAUGUACUACUGAAGCAAUUUAGUAUCACUAUGCAUGUCGUAAUUAGGGUACAGGUGAUUCUGGUUGUCUAAUUUUAUGAAAGAUAUUAUAACGAUGGUUGCUAAAGGAUCUGGAUUAUUAUGAAUCUGAUUACAAGCAUUUAAACAAAAACUCUGUGCCAUGUAUUUUUAGAUGUUUUAGAAAUAUACUGUGGCUUUUCAGUGAUGAAUAGCAUUGAAAUGAAAUGUUAAUUAUUGGGGCUUAAACCAUCUUGCUUUUGUUCCAUUUUAUGUUUAGUUUGCAUGAUUUUUCUGUUCUUGUGAUGGAUUAUAUAGUAAAAUGCUCUGCUACUUGUAAGAUUAAUUAUACUUUAAUCUUAAUUUUUUGACUGCACAUCCCAAGCUGUCUUGGUAUUACAAAUGUGUUGUACUACAUUGCUUUCAGCAAUGAAACCUGGGUUCAAAUCCAUUGCAGAAUGAUCUCCGUUACGAGUUUUGCAAAUGCUAUAGAAUCUCAGCAUUGUACAGUAAAGGGCCCUUUAGCCCACUGUGUUCAUGUUGACCUUGUGUUUUUGGGGAAAUCUUAACAGAGUUCUGAAUGAGUAUUAAAAUGGUUUUCUUCA
Pristis pectinata (smalltooth sawfish) is the source of this 1920-nucleotide messenger RNA. It is a transcript of the gene sc5d, whose product is annotated as sterol-C5-desaturase. Lineage: Eukaryota; Metazoa; Chordata; Chondrichthyes; Rhinopristiformes; Pristidae. The record is from RefSeq and is a predicted model, not a curated record. Bases 155 to 1048 code for a protein of 297 amino acids. Gene Ontology annotation, molecular function: iron ion binding; oxidoreductase activity. The transcript is spliced from 5 exons.